AUGGGGCUCCCCUGGAGCCAGCUUCACCCACAGCUGUGGCUGCUGCUCCUUGUGGUGCUGAGCUGGCUGUGGCCCAGCCUGAGCCUGGAGCUGAUCCCCUACACGCCGCAGAUAACAGCCUGGGACCUGGAAGGAAAGGUCACGGCCACUACGUUCUCCCUGGAGCAGCCGCGCUGUGUCCUGGAUGGGCGUGCCGGCGCCACUGACACCAUCUGGCUUGUGGUGGCCCUCAGCAAUGCCUCCAGGGGUUUCCAGAACCCACAGACACUGGCUGAGAUCCCAGCCUUCCCACAGCUGCUAACCGAUGGCCACUAUAUGACGCUGCCCCUGUCCCUGAACCAGCUGCCCUGUGAGGAACCCGUGGGCGGCAGCGGAGGCGCCCCCGUGCUGCGGGUGGGCAAUGACUUCGGCUGCCAUCAGCAGCCCUACUGCAAUGCCCCCCUCCCCGGCCCCGGACCUUACAGUGUGAAGUUCCUCCUGAUGGAUGCGAGUGGCUCACCUAAGGCUGAGACCAAGUGGUCGGACCCCAUCACUCUCUGCCAAGGGAAGGCUCCAGGCUCCAUCGACACAUGGCCAGGGCGGCGAAGUGGUGGCAUGGUCGUCAUCACCUCCAUCCUCUCUUCUCUGGCCGGCCUCCUGCUCCUGGCCUUCCUGGCAGCCUCCACCAUGCACUUCUCCGGCCUUUGGUGGCCAGAGGAGGCCCCUGAACAGCAGCGGAUUGGAUCCUUCAAGGGGAAGCGCUACAUGACCCACCACAUCCCACCCAGUGAGGCCGCCACACUGCCUGUGGGCUGCGAGCCUGGCCUGGACCCCCUCCCCAGCCUCAGCCCCUAG
This is a messenger RNA of Galeopterus variegatus (Sunda flying lemur), 834 nucleotides long. It is a transcript of the gene UPK3B, whose product is annotated as uroplakin 3B. The record is from RefSeq and is a predicted model, not a curated record. The coding region runs from base 1 to 834 and encodes 277 amino acids. The transcript has 6 exons. NCBI's taxonomy places the organism in Eukaryota, Metazoa, Chordata, Mammalia, Dermoptera, Cynocephalidae.